AGAGGCAGAGAGAGAGAGAGAGAAUCCUAAGCAGGUUUUGCAAUGUCAGUGCGAGCCCAGCCCAGGGCUGGAACCGUGCUCACGAACUAUAAGAUCGCGACCUGUUCCGAAGUCAAGAAUCAGACACUCAACUGACUGAGCCACCCAGGAGCCCUUCCGCUUUGUUUUAAGUAGAGGUGAGAGGUCUGCGGUUCAGCACGCACUACGGUCAGUUUCCUGUGGGUCAGCUUCCUCUGCCACAAUGCUAGUGCCAGGUUCUGCCUGGAGUCAGGAUGGUGUCGUCGCCACGACUUAGCUACAAUCAAUCACCUCCCUCUCCGCUACGUGGUUGACAUCAGUGCUUUUACACUCAUGGCUUCAUGUGAUCCUGACAGAGAUGCUACGGCAUUGAGAAGGUAGCCAUUGUUAUGCCUGGUGUUGUCCACUGGGAUCCUCUGUACAUCCUGCUUCCCCAUUUCAUGCAAGACUUUGAAAAUGCUGCUGAACCCUCCCAGCCAUGGCAGCCGCUCCAUGGAAACGCGAAGGAUUCAGUCAAACUGGUUAUUUGGAAUCAUGCAGACCACUAUUUCCCAACCUGCAAGCGAAUCAUGGCAUUUGGUGUGUCAGGAAGACGCCCUGGGUGGCGUCGCAGGGCAGGAUUUCCUCAUUUCCAUAGGCUUCCUGUUUCUCCUCUCUCCAGCUUCUAACUGUCACUGCAACUACAUCUCAUUCUCCAGCCUGAUGUCACAUGCAAAAGUUCAGGGGUUCCUAAUCGGUACAGCGCCUUCGGGAGCAGGGGAAGCUCACUUAACAAGGCAUUCCCAUGAUGUGGCUGUUUUUAACAACAACCUGUUUGCUCUGUGGAACUUUAAAUGCUGGUAGCUUCUUUAAUUUGGAAAAUGAAGCGAAUCCUGAAGUGUGGAUGAAUAUUAGUGAGAUCAUCACCUAUAAUGGCUACCCCAGUGAGGAGUAUGAAGUCACCACUCAAGAUGGGUACAUCCUCAGCAUCAAUAGAAUCCCCCACGGGCGAGGAGAUGCUAGAAGCACAGGCCCCCGGCCAGUUGUAUACCUGCAGCAUGCUUUGUUUGCAGACAAUGCCUCUUGGCUUGAGAACUAUGCCAAUGGCAGCCUUGGAUUCCUUCUAGCAGAUGCAGGUUACGAUGUCUGGAUGGGAAACAGUCGGGGAAACACUUGGUCAAGAAGACACAAGACACUCUCAGUGACUGAAGAAAAAUUCUGGGCCUUUAGUUUCGAUGAAAUGGCCAAAUAUGAUCUCCCAAGAAUAGUAGACUUCAUUGUAAAUAAAACUGGUGAAGAGAAGCUUUAUUUCAUUGGACACUCACUUGGCACUACAAUAGGGUUUGCAGCCUUUUCCACCAUGCCUGAACUGGCACAGAGAAUCAAAAUGAAUUUUGCCUUGGGUCCGGUGGUCUCAUUCAAAUAUCCCACGGGCAUUUUUACCAGUUUUUUUCUACUUCCAAGUUCUGUAAUCAAGCAUUUUUUUGGUACCAAAGGUUUCUUUUUAGAAGAUAAGAUGGGAAAGGUACCUUCCACCAAAAUCUGCAACAACAGAAUAUUAUGGGUGAUAUGCAGUGAAAUGAUGUCCUUAUGGGCUGGAGCCAACAAGAAAAAUAUGAAUGUGAGUCGAAUGGACGUUUAUAUGUCACAUGCUCCCACUGGAUCAUCAAUCCAGAACAUCCUGCACAUAAAACAGCUUUACCGAUCAGAUGAAUUCAGAGCAUAUGACUGGGGAAGUGAAGCUGAGAACAUGCAUCACUACAAUCAGAGCCGCCCCCCACUCUAUGACUUGACCGCCAUGAGAGUGCCUACUGCUAUCUGGAUUGGGGGCAAUGACGUCCUUGUAACUCCCCAGGAUGUGGCCAGGAUACUCCCCCAGAUCAGGAACCUCCGUUACUUCGACUUGUUGCCUGAUUGGAACCACUUUGAUUUCAUCUGGGGCCUUGACGCUCCUCAGCGGGUAUACAGGAAAAUCAUAGACUUGAUGAAGUCAUACUCCUGAUGGUCAUAUGUACACUUCUGGGUUCAAAGUUGUGUGCAAGACUGUGAGCAGCUUUGGGAAAGAGACUAAUCAGCAGGAUAGCCUUCUCCAGUGUGGUUCACCUCUUUGCUGUUGCUGAGAUGCUCCCUUACCUGACAUCCACCUAAGAAUUAUUUCAACUGUCCUGUUCUUUCUCUAAGAAAUACAAACACCCUCCAAAUCCCUUCCCCUCAGUCAAAUCCCUUCCCCGAUUUUUCAUCUCUGCUAACUGUACACUUGGAAGAGUAGUUCAAAGAGGACUUUUUCUUUCCUAGUUAAAGAAAUAUUUCCUAGAAGGGAAGGAUUUGUAAAGGCAGCCACUUGGGACUAUAUUUGGAGUGGCUGUGAUCAUAUGGCUUAGGCAGUAUCGGAGUUAGGGCUAUAGUCAUUAUGGUCAUCUGUAAGCAAGCCAUGAUAUAAGGUCCAGCCCACAUCAAGCAUGAAAGAAAACAGCAGACUGGGAAAACUAACAAUAUUUAAGUAUUUGGGAGCGCAUUUUAUUGGUCCAAGCUAAGAAUGAAAAGAGAAAGAUGGAACUGGGAAUAAGUAGGUAAGAUAAGCUGAAUUACUAAUUAUUCUUAAGUUAGAACAAUGAGAAAGAAUUCUCUCUUGUUUUGCUCUAAAGAGAAGUUAAACCGAUCACCACCGGUGUCUUUGUUGUCGAUGUGGACUUUACACUAUCGCCUGUUAGCAAGUGACAUUUAAAGCAGCUUCCAGAAAGCCUAUUUUAGAAGCAGCAAGGAAGACACAGGAAUAUUCCAAGUCUUGCUCUCCUUCCUUCUCUAAAUGGUGCCAGACAUUGAUUCUAGGAUUUAGUACAGAGUUCCAAGAGUAGUGUAAAGUUUUGUGUCAGUCUGUAGUCCUGAGUGGUAUAAAUUUGCCAAGGUUCUUGACCUUCUACGAUAAUGUCAUUAACAGAAAACUGUUUCUGAUCCUCAAGGAAUCAUAAGUAAAUGAUACACAUGCAUACCUCCCACAGUUUAUUUAAACUUACAACAGGUAAAUGUAAAUUAGGUCACUGAUAUUUGCACGUAAGAUCAGGGUUUUGGGGAUGUCAAAUGCCACAUCAUCAUUCU
Messenger RNA from Hyaena hyaena (striped hyena), 3093 nucleotides. It is a transcript of the gene LIPM, whose product is annotated as lipase family member M. The transcript is spliced from 10 exons. Bases 803 to 1999 code for a protein of 398 amino acids. Lineage: Eukaryota; Metazoa; Chordata; Mammalia; Carnivora; Hyaenidae. Gene Ontology annotation, molecular function: hydrolase activity, acting on ester bonds. The record is from RefSeq and is a predicted model, not a curated record. Gene Ontology annotation, biological process: lipid metabolic process.